Amyelois transitella is the source of this 4382-nucleotide messenger RNA. RefSeq names its product la-related protein 1 (gene larp). NCBI's taxonomy places the organism in Eukaryota, Metazoa, Arthropoda, Insecta, Lepidoptera, Pyralidae. Gene Ontology annotation, molecular function: RNA cap binding. Gene Ontology annotation, cellular component: cytoplasmic stress granule; cytosol. The record is from RefSeq and is a predicted model, not a curated record. Gene Ontology annotation, biological process: mRNA stabilization; positive regulation of translation. The transcript has 27 exons. The coding region runs from base 518 to 4246 and encodes 1242 amino acids.
CCGCGUGUAAAAUUAGAAGUCACAGCCUUCUGCAAGAUCCGUGUGUGUUGCGGAAAAAUCCCUUUUUGGGCGUCCGACCACAUGUGAGAAUUGUGAACAAAAUAUGGUUCUUCAGUGAUUUUCUGUUUUAAGAAGCCAGUUUUGAAGUGAAUUACAUACGGAAUCGAUAAAUAGAGUGUUUACGGAACGUCCAGUGUGCCUGAAAAGUUGGAAUUGGGCGGCGGAAGUGGAUUUUUUCGAUGUAAAUACAGUCCAGACCAGGGUCAGUCCGGUGUGCCCUGAGUUGUGUGCGCAUAUUUUCCGUUCGUCAGUGGUUACGUAUUAUUCCUCAGUCGCAAAGUCGCUCCCCGUUCGUUCGACCUUCGCUCGACUGGGUCGCGUCGCGAGUGUGGUGCAAUUCGUUCUAGAUUGUUGGGUUAGGACGGCACCAUGCCGUGUUGAGGAGCAUGGCAGCGCGCUCGUGAUCGUCGGCCGGCGCGGAGCGCGCGCCCCGCUUAUAUAACGAGGAGGCGACGGCAUGGCCGCUCGCGUGUCGUCCGAGGGUGCUGGACCCUCGUACGCAUCAGUGCUGAACUUUAGAGGAGGUGAUAGCAAUAAGGAAAACAUAGAGAACAUAGAGAGUGCCGAGGAGGUCGCUGAUGCGGCCCCUCGGCACGAUGAAGAAGAGGAGGAGGGCUUCGUGCCGGUGAUCUCCCACGGGAGAAGGCCCGCCAAGGGGCGGCGGGAGCGUGAGCGAAGAGCGCCCCCGCGGCCACACAAGACGCCGCAGCCGCACACUGAGCCCCAACCGACAGCAGAGCAGCAGGCAGCGGCUGCAGAAGCACAACCCAAGAAGUUUGUGGAAGCACCAAUUCCGAAGGUCAAUCCUUGGCAGGUGCGAGGUGGCAGCACGGGUGCUCCGCCCCCGGCCGCGCCCGUAGUGGUCGAACAAGAGAAGCGGUCGCCGUUGCAGCCCCAGCAACAGGGCAGGGCGCAGCCCCCGCCCCAGCCAGAACCUGCGCCCGCGCCGCCAGUGCCUAAGCCAGCCAUCGUGAAGGCGCCCAAGACUAGCAAGGUCAAUCAGAAGGCGUCAGAUUUCACCGACAUCGGCGACUGGCCGACACUCGGCGCGGCGGUCGCCGGCGCGCGGUGUCACUCCACGCCGCCGCCGCAAGAUGCAGACUCCUCGCAUCACAACGGGAACGCGGACCAGGAGCGGAAGCCCCCCGAGGAGCCAGUCCACCAGACGAAAGUGGAGAGGGUGGAGUCGACGCAGUACCACGCCGCCGCACACAACGACAAACACAACGAGAAGAACUAUGACAAAGCUAAAGCCUCAGGUGCAGGCAAAGGCGGCAACAAGUCGGGCAAGCACAAGUGGGUGCCCCUGGACAUCGACGUGAAGGCCGCCCGGCCGGGGAAACACGGCAUGUCGAACUCCAGGCUCGACAAUGACACGGUGUCACUGAACGGCGAGGAGGGGCGCGGGCGCGGCGGGGCGCGCGGGCGGGGCGCGGCGCGCGGGCGGGGGGCCCGGCGCGCGCGCCCCGCCUCCGCGCUGCCCGCGCCGCCCCACCACCUGCACUACCACCCGCACGAGUUCCCCCACCAUGCGGAUUUGGCGCAGCUGCGAGUCGCUCAGGCCGGUGUGGCGCAGGGGCUGGUGCUGCAGUACUCGGGGCUGCCGCUCGGGGCUCCGCUGGGGGCUCCGCUGGCGCAGGCCUUCUACUACGGCGCGGCCGCCGCCACCGCCGCGCCCUACGGCAUCGGCCUCGACCAGGCCACGCUGAAGGACUUGAUCAAGAAGCAGAUUGAGUAUUACUUCAGCGCGGACAACCUCGCCCGCGAUUUCUUCCUCCGCCGCAAGAUGGCCGCCGACGGAACCAUUCCGGUCACCCUCAUAGCGUCCUUCCAUAGGGUGCGGGCUCUGACGCAAGACGUGCAAUUGGUGCUCAGCGCGAUACGAGAUUCGGAUAAACUUCAGUUGAUUGAUGGGUUCAAGGUGCGGACAGCGUUCGAGCCGACAAAAUGGCCGAUCCUCGACAUAACGAACAACACGGAGGGCCAUGAAGAGAGGAAGCAACAACAAUUGUUACAACAACAGCAUUAUUAUCAGCAACAACAUCAACAACAACAACAACUGGAGGAGAAGGCGAAACCUGCCGAGGAAAAGCCUAAGGCACCAGAAGAAAAGCCUAAAGAGCCGGAACCACAACCACAGAACCCACAACCGGAGAACCCGCCAGAGACGCGAGUCGAAGCGAAGCAGGACGAAGCGCCCAGUAUAGAAGCGAAGCAGGAGAGCAAGGUGGUUGAGGAAGUCUCUGUUAAUGCGAACGAACAGAAACCCUCACCAGCCGAAGAUAACGCUCCGCCGGCUGAAGAGAGCGAGCAGACAGACAAACAUGAGGCAGAGGCGAAGAAGGAUUCCAACGAAGAUCCACCUCUGCAGCAUGAGGCGGAAGAGAAGCCGGGGGAGAAAAGACGUAAAAAGCAAAUGGUGGGUAUAUUCCCGCUCGCGACGAUGGGCGGGCCGCUAGUCGCUCCCGUCUCCCAUUUACUGAGGGCCGUGCCGCCUCCUCCGUUACCCAGGAUGUUCCGCACGAACCGAGCGGGCGUGCCGCCCCCCGACCCGCUGAACCCAGACGUGCCCGAGUUCGUGCCGCGCCGCGCUGACCACGCUGACCACGCUCAUUCUGACCGCGCUGACCUCGUCACCACCAACAAACAUGAUGAUUGGACUGAGGUGAAACGGCGAACAAAAGCUGGUUCCCGCGAGCGCGCCCCCCCACAGGAGGAGGAGCGCGCGUCCGAGCCCCGCGAGGAGCUGCACUUCCAGCUGGACGAGGAGCUGGAGCUGCCGCCGCCCAGGGUCAACACCUUCACCGACACGUGGUCUGAUGAGGAAUCCGACUUGGAGUUCACCGACCGCGACGUGGGCCGCCUGCUCAUCGUGACGCAGACGCCGGCGAGGCAGCACAAGCACGACCACGACAGGCAGGGCGACUGGACCACCAGGACGAAGAUCACGCAGGACCUGGAGCAGGUCAUCACAGAUGGACUAAGACGCUACGAGGAGGAUUUGUGGAAUGAUUCCGAGUACACAUCGUCGUACGGCAGCCAGAACCAAUACCGCACCGUGUCGCUGAUAUCGCGCGAGCAGUUCGAGGCGACGGUGCCCAGCGAGCGCCACGCGAACCCCGCCGAGCCGCCGCCGCCGCCGCCGCGCCCCAAGCGGGCGGAGCCGGAGCACGGCGGGGGGAGGGCCGCGCGCCGCCGCACCGCUCGCUUCUACGCGGCCAACAAGGACCCACACGCCACUGACGUUAUCACGAGCAGGAAGAACAAGACGCGCCACAGCCUGAACCCGCCGGUGGAGCACCACGUGGGCUGGAUCAUGGACAUCCGCGAGCACCGCCCGCGCACUCACAGCACCGGGUCAUCGAUAGGCACAUCGCCCACGCUGGGUUCGUCGUGCGGCUCCGUGCCCCAGUCGCUGCCCACGUUCCACCACCCCAGCCAUGGGCUACUCCGGGAGAACCACUUCACACAACAGGCGUACCACAAAUAUCACUCUAGAUGCCUCAAAGAACGCAAGAAGCUCGGCAUCGGGCAAUCGCAAGAAAUGAACACCCUGUUCAGGUUCUGGUCGUUCUUCCUCAGGGACCACUUCAACCGCACCAUGUAUAAUGAGUUCAGAACGCUAGCGAACGAAGACGCAGCAGCCGGUUUCCGAUACGGCUUAGAGUGCCUGUUCAGAUUCUACUCGUACGGGCUCGAGAGGAAGUUCAGACCAGAGCUAUAUCAGCACUUCCAGCAGGAGACUAUCGCUGACUUCGAGAAUGGUCAGCUCUACGGUCUGGAGAAGUUCUGGGCUUUCCUGAAGUACUACAAGAACGCAGCCGCCCUGAAGGUGGACCCCAAGCUCCAGGAGUACUUGGCCAACUUCAAGAGCAUUGAGGACUUCAGGGUCCUGGAGCCGCAGCUGAACGAGCUGCUGGCGAGCCAGGGCGCGGCGGCCCCGGGGCGCGGCCCGCACGCGCGCGCCUACGACCGCCACCGCUCGCUGUCCGAGAGCGAGCGCGCGCACGCACGCUUCACGCUCAGGAGCGGCGGCAACACUAGCGCGCAACCAGCCGGCGCUAAGGAGCAGCGCGGGCGCGCCGGCUCGUGCGGCGCACAGAGCGUGGUCGCCACCGCGCGCCCCGCACCCAAGCCGAAAACGAAGCCGGACUGCGAACCUAAACCACUAGCGGCUAAACAGUGAAUUUCACAGCGGACAAUACUUAAACGUAGUAGUUUAUCGAUGCAUUUUUAUAAAUUAAAAAGUAAUAAAAAAAAAAACUAUAUAAAAAUAUAAUAAAAUAAAAUUAGUGAAGUGGACGACCACGGUGGCCGAUGUA